Peromyscus leucopus (white-footed mouse) is the source of this 3438-nucleotide messenger RNA. It is a transcript of the gene Gulp1, whose product is annotated as GULP PTB domain containing engulfment adaptor 1. Bases 498 to 1622 code for a protein of 374 amino acids. Lineage: Eukaryota; Metazoa; Chordata; Mammalia; Rodentia; Cricetidae. The transcript has 14 exons. The record is from RefSeq and is a predicted model, not a curated record.
CGUUUUCGCUCCGUUCGGAAUAAGAACCGGGUAAGGGACAGCCCCUCCUGGGGAGCGGUUUCUUUCUCUCCUCACCUCCCAGCUCCUCCAGGUCUGCCUUUAAAAGCCAGACAGACCGUUCUGCGCUACUGCAGAAAACCCCACCAGCGUCCCUAGGAGACCGGACGAAGUGCGCACUAGGAGUUUUCUUCUGGCCGAGAGGGGGAGCCCCGCGAUCCCAGCCCCAGCGACUGGAAGUCCCGACCCAGCCCGGGCCGUCGCCAGCGCCAGUUCAGGCUUCGGCAGAUUAGGAGGAGGAGGGAGGGGGCCGGAGCCCGAGAGUCCCGGGCCCAGCGCCGUGUAGACGUCCACAAAGUUUCCUUGUCCGCCACGGACGCGCGUUCGCGGGCCAGGGUGCCCCCGAGAUCCCGCGUCUGCCCCAGCCAAGCGGCCGCAUCCCUCUGCGGAGCCACGGAUACUGAGUGUUACUGAGCUGAACGGUUGGGAGGAUCCACAUCAUGAACCGUGCUUUCAGCAGGAAGAAAGACAAAACAUGGAUGCAUACGCCUGAAGCUUUAUCAAAACAUUACAUUCCCUAUAAUGCAAAGUUUCUUGGCAGUACAGAAGUGGAGCAGCCAAAGGGAACAGAAGUUGUGAGAGAUGCUGUGAGGAAGCUGAAGUUUGCAAGACACAUCAAGAAAUCUGAAGGCCAGAAGAUUCCUAAAGUUGAAUUGCAAAUAUCAAUUUACGGAGUAAAAAUUCUUGAACCCAAAACAAAGGAAGUCCAACACAACUGCCAGCUUCACAGGAUCUCAUUUUGUGCAGAUGAUAAAACAGACAAGAGGAUAUUCACUUUCAUAUGCAAAGAUUCCGAGUCAAAUAAACAUUUGUGUUAUGUAUUUGACAGUGAAAAGUGUGCUGAAGAAAUAACAUUAACAAUCGGCCAAGCUUUUGACCUGGCAUACAGGAAAUUUCUAGAAUCUGGAGGAAAAGAUGUGGAAACAAGAAAACAGAUUGCUGGAAUGCAGAAAAGAAGCAGCAGAGGCAGCAGAUGCUGGAUCCAAGAUUUAGAAACAGAAAAUAUGGAACUUAAAAAUAAAGUACAAGAUUUAGAAAACCGGUUGAGAAUAACUCACGUGUCAACCUCUCCACUGUCACACAGAGUGUCUCAUCAUGUGCCACAUGUGUUGCUGAGAUUCCCAUCCUCUUUCAGGAGCAAUAGCGAUGACCCAGCUCCUUGUCUAAGCACAUCUUCCAUUUCUGUUCCUCCUGUCAACUCGCCUGGCUCCAGACUGUCAGUGGGAGCACUAAUACCACCACCUUCUAAAAGUGGCCUGCUCAAGCCAGUCAGUGAGAGCAGCAAUCUGAGACCUCAUGCCAGCAGUGUGACAGUGAAGUCUCCUUCCACUGACAUCUUUGAUAUGGUUCCAUUUUCCCCAAUAUCACAGCAGUCUCCAACGCCUACUCGCAAUGGCACACAACUCCCACCAGUACCUAGCAGAUCUGCUGAAAUCAAACGGGACCUUUUUGGAGCUGAACCUUUCGACCCAUUUAACUGUGGAGCAGGGGACUUCCCUCCAGAUAUUCAGUCCAAAUUGGAUGAGAUGCAGCGCCAGAGAUGGAGGGGUUCAAAAUGGGACUGACUCUUGAAGGCACGGUAUUUUGUCUCGACCCGUUAGACAGCAGGUGCUGACGUCAAGAAUGAGUGAUCCUGACUUAUGCCUGAUUUGUUUAUAAACAUAUAUCUCACUCAUUAUUUUAAGACAGUUAUUAUAUCCGUGCCAAUAUAUUUUUGAAUAUCUAAAUGUUUUAAAUCUAUGGAAGUAAAAACCUCCUCACUUUCACUGUUGAUUUAUCUUUUAUUAAGCAGAACUAAGUGUAAUGGAUAUUAUGUUCUCUUCUGCGUUAUGGGUGAAUUUAUAAUUGAAAGACAAGAUUUCUGAGUAUCUGCCUUGUGUUCUAAAUAAUUAUCACCUUGACAUUUAUGCUCAUUCUCCAGAACAUUAGUUCAGUUUCCUAGUCCCAAAGCCAUACCUUGAUACCUUUCAGAUUUCUGAAGAGGGACCACUAUCCAACUACACAUGUUCUAUUUUGAUGCCAAUAAACAAGCGACCAGUGUGUGUAAAAUGUUCAUCUCAUUAUGAAAAUCUAAAAUUUAGCUAUUAUGCCGCCAGUUUACCUAAUUCUACCUGGUAAAAUAAGAAUAUAAGUUCCAGUAGUAGUUAUAUAAAAUAUAUUUAGAAUAUUAGUAAAUAUGAAAUAAUAACAUCAGUCAUUUAAGCUAUAUUCUAAAAAUGUUUAAUUUGUCUCAAAAGUAACAGUUGUGGAAACAGUUGCUUCCCUGAAAAACUUAAAAUUUUAUGUUUAAUGUGUUGUCAUAUUAGUAUAUCAAUUGGCCAUCUUCUGCUCUGUAUUUUAAGAAAUGAAGUUUAUGCUUUCUACAAAUGUAAUUCCUAUUGUCUAUUUUUAUUUUACCAAUAUUUUUCAGAUAUCCUGUGGUGUGGUAUUUCUCUUACCAACCUUAGUGUUGAUACUUUAAAAUUUGAGAGUGUUCUAUUUAAAUUUAAGAAUAUUUAACAAUUUUAAUUUUCAUUUGCUCUGUUGAAGUCAGAAUCUACUUUUCACAAAAAUUUCUCAUCAGCUUCAUCUUGAAUAUGAGCAAUAAAAUUCUUUAGUACUCAUUCUGAUAUGCUGAUGAACCCUGACCUUUGAAAACAUAUGCUUCCAAUAUAUUUGCCCAUGAUGUAAAAUACUAACAGUUAUAGUUCAGAAAAAAAUAGCGGUCAAAUUUCUAAUUUGGUUUAUCACAAUAUAAGAAAAUAAAGUAAUGAAAAUCUGGGCUUAGUUGUGGGAAAUUUAUCAAAACUAAGUAGAUUUUUCUCAUGGAGUUUUAUGCAGGUGUUAAAGGUACCUUUUCAUUAGGAACAGAAAUCAAAUGUGCUUAUGCAAUAUUAUAUUUGUACCAUCAUGCUCUAUGGGUAUAGAUGAGUCUUUCUGUUUAUGUUCUGUUAUACCUGCUAAGUUAGACCUUAAUUAGUGGGUAGUAUGUGUUUCAUCAGGCAGUCUUUGCUGUUCUAUUUGUCAGAUAGUAUUUUGGAAUUUGUAUAAUGAGGAUGUUUAGAAGCCAUCUAAAUGGCUUUUUUUUAACAGAUAGAGUUUGUAUUUUUAUUGUACUUUAAAAAGCUUUAUGUACUAGGUAUAUAUAUUUAGCAAACAUUUAAUAUCAAUUGUAACACAAUAAAAUACUAAGAUGAUAUUUGCACAUUUAAGAUAUGUUACUUACCAAUUUUUAAUGGUGAUCUGUUCUGCUACUGGCAUGAUCAAAUAGUACAUAAUUGGUCAUUAAUAUGAACAUUUACUUCACCAGUGAAUUUUUAUGAAAACAUGAUUGGAAAUUGUAUUUCUAUGUAAACUCAAUGAUAUGUUUGAUUUUGCUGAGAAUAAAAGAUUUUAAAUAAA